This is a messenger RNA of Mesitornis unicolor (brown roatelo), 2691 nucleotides long. It is a transcript of the gene ARHGAP45, whose product is annotated as histocompatibility (minor) HA-1. The transcript is spliced from 20 exons. Gene Ontology annotation, biological process: signal transduction; activation of GTPase activity. The annotation marks the transcript as partial. Gene Ontology annotation, cellular component: membrane. Gene Ontology annotation, molecular function: GTPase activator activity. The record is from RefSeq and is a predicted model, not a curated record. NCBI's taxonomy places the organism in Eukaryota, Metazoa, Chordata, Aves, Mesitornithiformes, Mesitornithidae.
AUGGAGAGCAGAGCUGGGGCAGUGCCGGACCAGCAGGAUGUGGCCAUACCAGUCCUGGGGAGCCCUGAAGCCAAAGGGGUGGGCUGGAGGGUCCGGGACCCUGCCUGGGACGUGGCUGGCAACCCCAAGGAGCCCCAGCGGCCACUGGCCCACGAGUGUCUGGGCGAGACCCUGCGCAUCCUGCGCCAGGUGAUCACCAAGUACCCACUGCUCAACACCCUGGAGACCCUGACGGCCGCCGGGACCCUCAUCUCCAAAGUCAAGGGUUUCCAUUACGAAUCCAACCAUGAGACGGACAAGCGGGAGUUUGAGAAGGCAGUGGAGACCAUCGCGGUGUCCUUCAGCAGCACCGUGUCCGAGUUCCUCAUGGGGGAGGUGGACAGCAGCACCAUCCUCUCCAUCCCGCCUUCCCCAUUCCCACAGACCAUGGAGAGCCUCUACAGUGGGAUCCCCGGGCCUGGCGGGGAUGGGAUGCCUCCAGGCAUGGAGAGCUACGAUGCGGGCCGUUCUCCCCCCGAGGAGGUGGAUGUGAUGCUGCAGCGCUGUGAGGGGGGAGUGGACGCUGCCCUCCAGUAUGCGAAAAACAUCUCCAAGUACAUGAAGGACCUCAUCGGGUACCUGGAGAAAAGGACCAUGCUGGAGAUGGAGUUUGCCAAAGGGCUGCAGAAGAUGGCAAACAGCUGCAAGCAGACCCUCAGCCAGGAGACCAACAUGCCCUUCCUGUCCAUCUACCUGCUGGCGCUGGAGCAGGACAUGGAGCACGGGACAUCGAUGCUGCAGGCAGCCAGCACCCUGCAACACCAAACCUUCCUGCAGCCGCUGGCGCUGAGACGCCUUGAGCAUGAGAAGCGGAGGAAGGAGAUCAAGGAGCAGUGGCACCGGGCGCAGAGGAAGCUGCAAGAGGCGGAGGUGAACCUGCGCAAGGCCAAGCAGAUCUACAUGCAGCGCAGCGAGGAGCACGACAAGGCCAAGUACGUGGCAGUGAAAGCGGAAGAGGAGCAGCAGAGCACGGCCAGCGCCACCAAAACCCUGGACAAGAAGAGGCGGCUGGAGGAGGAGGCCAAGAACAAGGCAGAGGAGGCGAUGGCCACGUACCGGACCUGCGUGGCAGAUGCCAACACCCAGAAGCAGGAGCUGGAGGACACCAAGGUGAACUCCCUGCGGCAGAUCCAUGAAGUGAUCAAACAGAGCGACCAGGUCAUCAAGAUGGCCACCAUCUCUUUCUACCAGAUCAUGCACAUGCAGACGGCCCCGCUGCCCGUCAACUUCCAGACGCUGUGCGAGAGCAGCAAGCUGUACGACCCGGGGCAGCAAUACGCCUCCCACGUCCGGCAGCUGCAGCGCGGGGACGAGCCCGACACCCAAUACGACUUCGAGCCCUACGUGUCCCACAAUGCCUGGUCUCCCUUUGCUCGGACACGGAAAGGCAGCUUUAAUGCCAGCGACUUCCCUGCAGGCGCCGACGGGGCCGGGCUGCCCAAGGACGGGGUGGUUGCGGAGGCCAAGGAGCAAAGCGGGGCUGUGGCGGCCGAGCGCAGAGGUAAGGGACACCAGGUCCACAAAUCCUGGCCAACAUCCAUCACCGAAGCUGACAGCAGUCUGGAGUCAAGCGCAGGUGAAUUCAGCCCCAAGUUGCAGCGGUUGUCAUCCAAUGGCACUGCAUCCUCCAGUGAGGAGCUGGAGGAGAGGGACGAGAGCACCACCCCCUUCGAGCAGAGCAUCAAUGGGAUCCCCCCGGAGAUGGCGGCUCCCACUGGGCCUUUCCGAAACGUUGGCCUGUCCAGGGCUGCCCAGACCCAUCGGCUGAGGAAGCUGCGUGCCCCGUCCAAGUGCCGGGAGUGCAACAGCUACGUCUACUUCCAGGGAGCGGAGUGCGAGGAGUGCUGCCUGGCCUGCCACAAGAAGUGCCUGGAAACCCUGGCCAUCCAGUGCGGACACAAGAAGCUCCAGGGGAAGCUGCAGCUUUUCGGGCAAGACUUCACGAAGGCGUCACAGGGCAGCUCUGACGGCAUCCCCUUCAUUGUCAAGAAGUGCAUUUCCGAGAUUGAGAAGCGGGCGCUGAAAACCAAGGGCAUUUACCGGGUGAACGGCGUCAAGACCCGUGUGGAGAAGCUCUGCCAGGCCUUUGAGAAUGGGAAGGAGCUGGUGGAGCUGUCGCAGGCCUCCCCCCACGACAUCAGCAACGUCCUGAAGCUCUACUUGCGGCAGCUGCCGGAGCCCCUGAUGCCGUUCCGGCUGUACAAUGAGCUGAUGGGCCUGGCCAAGGAGAGCCUGCAGGGCGGCGAGGCCAAGGGCAAGAGCGGGAAGGGAGGCCCAGAACUGGCAGACAAAGGGGCCGACACGGACAAGGUGGUGCUGAACCUGGUGCUGAAGGUGAAGGAGCUGCUGAAGGAGCUUCCCCGGGAGAACAUGGCCACGCUGCAGUACCUCCUGCAGCACCUCAGGAGGAUCGUGGAAGUGGAGCAGGACAACAAGAUGACCUCGGGCAACCUGGGCAUCGUCUUUGGGCCAACGCUGAUGCGUCCGAGGCCAACAGACGCUACCAUUUCCCUGUCCUCGCUGGUCGAUUAUCCCCACCAAGCUCGCAUCAUCGAGGCGCUCAUCAUCUUCUACUCUACCAUCUUUGAGGACAAGGACAGCGCGGUGCUGGGCGAUGCGGGCAAGGAGGAGGGAGGCGGCAGCUCUGGCGUG